GGGGACCCCAGGCGCCUGCCCCUCCCGGGUGACUCCCCUCCCGGAGGCAGGGGCGUGGCGGGCUUUCCCGUUCGUUCACGUGAGGAACCCACGGCUGGCAGUUCCUGCAUGCGCGAGCUCUCGGGGCAGGAAGUGGCAAAGCUGGGUCCCCCCUGCCCCCCGAGAGUCCGUGCUGGUCUGGCUCCACUGCCCCCAGCGCCUGUCACUGGCGUCAUGUGGCCAAACGGAGAAAUGGGCAAAGGGCUGGAUCGGACUCUUUUCCAAACACGACAGACCGAUGGCCAGCAGGUGUGUGACGAGGCUCAACGUCCGUCAGGCACCAUCAGGAGACGCACAACGAAGCCACAGCCAGAACCCCUCACCCCGUCAGAGCGGCCUCAUCACACACGGAACAGGCAGUGCUGGCGACGCGGGGAGCAGGGCCCCGCCCGCGUCUGUGGGAUGGAAACCGGGCCAGCCUGGAGUUCCCUCAACAUAUUAAACGUGGCCCCCCCUCCGAGCCCGCGGCCCCUCCUCCGGCCCCGCGACCCCCUUCUGAGCCCACGCGCCCCCUCCGAGCCCGCGGCCCCCUCCGGGUGUUGAUGUAAAAGAAGCAAACCCGCUGACGGGAAUGUGGGUCUGCGCCGUGUCCAUCGCAGCCUCUGUCACGGUGGCCGAGACGUGGACAGGCCCGGCGCCGGUGGACAGACGGACGAGUAGAGAAGAUGUGUCAUGGCUGUCGCUCCAGACCCUGAGGGUCCACAGUGGGAGUCGUGGGGUGAUGCAGGCGCCAGUCUCCGUGGUGAGGGGGUGCUCACACCCAGCCCCCAUCGCCUUGGCUCGGCUGUGUCCUGGGCCCACUUCCUCCGCGGUUCACGUCAGUCAGAGAAAAGCAUCGAAGCAGAGACCGCCCGGCUUCCUCGUUCCUCCCUCACGGCCGAGCACACAGCCUGGCAUCGCAGGCCCUGCGGCCACGGCACCUCCGAACAGCAGCUGGAAGUCUGAAAACAUCGCCGGUCGACCCCUCGGCCGCUGGAGGCGGGGAACUGAGCGGCCGCUGACCGUUUCCCUGCGGCCGGAGCUGCGGCGGGAGCUUCAGGGCAGGGGCUGUGCCGACGCCGCGCCCGGGCUGAGUCAGGCCCAGGCCCCACGUUCACCGAAAUGGCUUUUUGCUGUUUUUACUCCUCGCCUUCUCCACUCAAGGAAAACAAAACAAAACCACCUUCCAGAUGUCGCUCCCGGGACCACAGGAACGAGGUGCCGCGUCUCGUGAGAGCCUCAGCGUGGAAAACGCGCUGCUCCCGCCGCCGUGUCCCGCCCGGAGUGUCGGCCCCCAGGACGCUCUGUAACUAGGGAGCCGGCUGCUGCAGGCGCCGGAAUGUGCUGGAGACGGGCUGGGGGCGGGGGGGGCGCGAGGGGCAGAUGAGGCAGGAGGCGCCCCGAUGUGCCCGCAGCUCCCGGUGCCGGCGGGGGCUCUGCCGGGAGCUGCAGUGACCUCCUUACACCCCAGGAGACGGAGACGUCUCCCCUCCUCCCCGACCCCCACCCCCCAGCAGUGAACGCCCUGAGCUGCAAGGUCCUCGCACCAGCCUCUCACGGGGUCCCCUCUGCUUGGCCACGGGGUUCAGCAGCCCAGACCUCCUGAGCCCGAGAGACACACACGCAUCGCGGGCCUUCCAGCCACGCCUCCUGCCUCUAGGGGCUGCGCGCCCUCUUUCUGGAGGAUUUCCCACGCCUCCCCUCGUCCCCCCAAACCGUCAGCCCCUCCUCUGCCCUGACUGUGUUUCCAUUUCACAGAGGACAGAAGCCACUAGAAGACCGCCCAGCCUCCUGCUCUGAGCGCCCAGGCCAGCACCCACAUGUCCGUCACACCCAUCCCCCCAGGAACUGUCUGCGUCCCCCCAGCAUCCACAACCCUCCCCCCGCCCCCCCCCCAUGCCAGACGCACCUCUCUCUCCACUAAAGAACCUCUCUCCGCGACGCUCAGCCCCCAGCGCCCCUGUCAUUCCCACCAGCGUGCACAUCUACUGUCCAGCCCGGCCGCGGGCUCAGGGGGUGAGUGUCGACCCAGGAACCAGGAGGUUGGGGUUCAAUUCCCGGUCGGGGCACAUGCCUGGUUUCGGGCCUGAUCCCCAGUGGGGGGCGUGCAGGAAGCAGCCGAUCCAUGAUUCUUUCUC
This is a messenger RNA of Myotis myotis, 2156 nucleotides long. RefSeq lists its product as uncharacterized. The transcript is spliced from 3 exons. Lineage: Eukaryota; Metazoa; Chordata; Mammalia; Chiroptera; Vespertilionidae. Bases 611 to 1252 code for a protein of 213 amino acids. The record is from RefSeq and is a predicted model, not a curated record.